UGUCAUUCUGAUGAGCAGCUGUGAUGUCCAAUGACAGCCAGGGAUCAGUAAAGGGGGAGGCGGCCACCAUGGUGUCUCCCUCUGGCCCCGCCUCCUCUCAGGGACCGCCCCUUUCUCCGUCCACCACCUCCAAAACACCUGAGCUCCCAGAUGAGCUCGUCCAGGCGGGAUGGUCCAAGUGCUGGUCUCGGAGGGAGAACCGGCCGUACUACUUCAACAGAUUCACCAAUCAGAGCCUGUGGGAGGUUCCAGUUCUGGGUCAGCAUGAUGUCAUCUCUGAUCCUUUAGGUCUGAACGCGGCUCCGGCAGAGGGCGGAGACGGUAACCUUGGUAACGGUCAGAGGAAGAGGAGGAGCUCUGAGGAGCAGGGGGCGGGGCCUAACAGCUUCAAGCGUGUCAAAGUGGAGCCCAGCACGCCCAUCUCUCCCAGCACCCCCGGGGUCAAACCCUGGAGCUCCGCCCCCGAAGACAAACAGGCCCAGCCGGCCACGCCCACUACACAGAGCCCCGCCCCUGCCCCCGCCCCCUACAGGCCAGCUGUUGUGUACUGGGACCUGGACGUCCAGACCAACGCAGUGAUCAGAGAGCACCCCCCCGCCCACCACCUGCCCCCCCACCCCGAGAUCGAGCUGCAGAGGGCGCAGCUCGUCACCAAGCUGAGGCAACACUACCACGAGCUGUGCCACCAGAGGGAAGGUAUCGAUCCUCCUCGCGAGUCCUUCAACCGCUGGCUGCUGGAGAGGAAGGUCAUCGACAAAGGUCAGGACCCUCUGCUGCCCAGCGACUGUGAGCCGGUCAUUUCCCCGUCCAUGUUCAGGGAGGUGAUGAACGACAUCCCCAUCAGAUUGUCUCGUAUCAAGUACAAAGAAGAAGCUCGGAAGCUGCUGUUCAGAUACGCGGAAGCUGCCAAGAAGAUGAUUGACUCCAGGAAUGCGAGUCCUGAGAGCAGGAAGGUGGUGAAGUGGAACGCGGAGGACACUAUGAGCUGGCUGCGCCGAGACCACUCAGCGAGCAAGGAGGACUACAUGGACCGCCUGGAGCACCUGAGGCAGCAGUGUGGUCCUCAUGUAGCGGCCGUGGCCAAAGACUCUGUGGAGGGAAUCUGUUCUAAGAUCUACCAGCUGUCGUCUGAGUACAGCCGCCGCCUCAGACAGACUCACCUGAGCCUCCUGCCGGACCCGCCCCCAGAGACGUGUGCGUCGCCGCCCCCCUCCCGCCUGGUCUACUGUUACCCGGUCCGUCUCGCCAUGCCGUCGCCCCCCCUCCCCCGGGUAGAGCUCCACUUUGAGAACGACGUGGCCUGUCUCCGCUUCAGGGGCGAGAUGGUCAAAGUCAACAGAGGACACUUCAGCAAGCUGGAGCUGUUGUACAGGUACAGCUGUAUAGACGAUCCCCGCUUUGAGAAGUUCCUGUCCAGAGUCUGGUGCCUCCUGAAGAGAUACCAGGUGAUGUUUGGCAGCGGUGCUAACGAGGGGACGGGCCUGCAGGGGGCGCUGCCGGUGGCCGUGUUUGAGACCUUGAACCGUCAGUUCGGAGUUUCCUUCGAGUGUUUCGCUUCGCCGCUAAACUGCUACUUUAAACAGUUCUGCUCAGCGUUCCCCGACACGGACGGCUUCUUCGGCUCCAGAGGGCCGUUCCUGUCCUUCUGUCCCGUCAGCGGCUCGUUUGAAGCCAACCCUCCCUUCUGUGAGGAGCUGAUGGACGCCAUGGUGACGCAUUUUGAGGACUUGUUGAACCAGUCCUCAGAACCUCUGUCCUUCAUCGUUUUCGUCCCUGAGUGGCGCGACCCUGUGACGCCGGCUCUGACCCGUAUGGAGGGAAGCCGGUUCCUCCGGCACCAGAUGAACGUCCCGGCCUAUGAGCACGAGUACCGGUCCGGGAGUCAGCACCUCUGCAAGAGGGAUGAGAUGUACUACCGGGCCGUCCAUGGUACUGCAGUUCUCUUCCUCCAGAACGAGGCCGGUUUUGCGAAGUGGGGUCCGACUCCAGAGCGUCUGGCUGAGCUGACAGCAGCGUACCGGCCCGCCCUGACUCGCAGCUCCUCCCUGUCCUCCCCUGGCCCCGCCCCCGCUGGAGAGAGAGACUCCGCCCCCAAGGCUUCUGAUAGGACACAGAGUGUGGCGUCACCAGGUGGCCAUGACAACAACAACAAUAGCAGCAGCAGCAGCAGCAGCAGUAGCAGUCCUCAAGACAAGAUGGCCGCCGUCUGAACUUGGGCAGUCCUCAAGACAAGAUGGCUGCCUGAAUGGGUGUGGCUUAUCCCAACCACACCCUCCACCUGCUGGAGAGUUCACAUUUCUGUGUUUGCUGACUGUUCUUUUUGUUCAGUUUGUCCCUCACCAGCACCUGUAGCACACCCUCAGCUCAUACCCACAAUGCCCCUCUGCCAGCGGGGGUGGGGCCUGAUCCAAACCCCUCCCCUCUGCUGGUCUGAUUGGCCAUUGCACUGGAACGUUUGUUGGGCUCCACCAAUAAAAACCUUUGAUUCAACUGUUAUGUCAUGUGAUAGGCCAGCCGAGGGCUCUGAUUGGUCCCCAGGCCAGCCGAGGGCUCUGAUUGGUCCCCAGGCCAGCCGAGGGCUCUGAUUGGUCCCCGGGCCAGCCGAGGGCUCUGAUUGGUUCCCGGGCCAGCCGAGGGCUCUGAUUGGUCCCCGGGCCAGCCGAGGGCUCUGAUUGGUUCCCGGGCCAGCUGGGCAGGGUGAGCUGUUGGUAAGGCAGCUAUCGUUUCUAUUCCUACUUUGAGUCGGACUCAACCUCACUUCUGGCUCCGCCUUCUUCUCUGUAACCUUCCGCAGUGGAUUGUGGGUAAUGGAGUCAGACUGGUCAGAUGGCGGCGUGUGAUGAGCUUCAUGUUCCUUCUCAUGUAGUUUCAGCAUUUAUCAACUUUUUGAAGUCGUUUCUCUUAAUGUUUAUAAAUGUUUGGUCGUCAUUAUGUUUUAUUUGAGGUCAGAAUUUAUUUAAAGGAGCUAUGUGGCUCCUCCCACUUCCUGACUGCUGUCUCUUCUCUGAUUGGCUGAGAUGGUCCAGUCGGGUGUGACAUCAGUGUAGAUAGUGUACAGUGGGACUGUUGAUGUUGAGGCUUCUUUUUUUAUUUGACUUAAUUUAACCUUUUUAAAGAUCAGAGUGUUUUAAACUAAACCAAAGUGUUCUAAGAAGAUCUCUAUCUGUAGGACGUCUGUUUCUCUUGUGCAUGAACUUCGUCUUCACAUCUAUCAGCCGGUUUCUGUCCCAGUAUCCCAGUGUCUGUGCUAAGCUAGGCUAAUGUUGGACGCAGGAAACAGACUCCAGAAGUUUUAGUGUCUGUAUGAAAUAAUCCUAAAUUAAAGUAGGAACGUCAGGAUGGUUCUUCUCUCAUUUGUAUCUCCUCCGUUUGUCCUUCGUCCUGCAAACAGACUGCAGUAAAGAUAUAUUUAAACAACA
This is a messenger RNA of Mugil cephalus (flathead mullet), 3419 nucleotides long. RefSeq names its product phosphorylated CTD interacting factor 1 (gene pcif1). The coding region runs from base 24 to 2210 and encodes 728 amino acids. The record is from RefSeq and is a predicted model, not a curated record. NCBI's taxonomy places the organism in Eukaryota, Metazoa, Chordata, Actinopteri, Mugiliformes, Mugilidae. The transcript has 15 exons. Gene Ontology annotation, molecular function: mRNA (2'-O-methyladenosine-N6-)-methyltransferase activity; RNA polymerase II C-terminal domain binding. Gene Ontology annotation, cellular component: nucleus.